AUGAGAUAGGAUUGAUAAUUUUUAUUCGUAUUUCACACACACGUAGAAAAAAGAAGAGCCAUCACUAAAAACUACAUGAUUACUUGCCGCCGGUCUGUAGGUCAAUGGGUGUUUUUGUGUGUCGCGACAACAUCAAUCUCAUCACGAAUCAUCGACGAUCAAUGGGACAGCGGCAAGCAAAGCAACACAUGCAGGCUGGCGUCAAACUUUAUCAUCAACGACAUUACGCACAGGCUAUCAAUAAAUGGAGACAGUCUCUGAACAGGUUAAACAAUGCAGAAGACCGGUUUAUCACUCUCGGAUACCUUGCUCAAGCUCUUUGCGACCAGGGAGAAUACGAAGGAAUGCUUUCAUAUGCUCUAUCACAAAUGCAGUUGGCAACCGAUCAAAACGAUUCAGCAAUGAAAUGCGAGGCAUUUUUGAAUCUAGCAAAAGCCUAUGAACGAUUAGCAGAUUUCACGAAAGCCCUCCAGUAUGGCAAAGCAUCGUUAGAACAUCCUUCGAUGGAUCCCAGGACGCCUGGUUAUGCACAUUUAACAAUAGCACUUGCACACUUAGGAAUGUCCCAGUUCCAACAGUGUCUGGAAAGUUUCGAGUCAGCAAUGAAUGUUGCCAAUGAGACAUCGGAUAGGUUACUCGAAUUGCAAAUUUGUGUUGGUCUAGGAUCUCUUUUUACUCUUUUGAGAGAUAUCACUAAAGCUCUGAUAUUUCUUCGAAAUGCUCUCGCAAUUGUUCAAUCUGUUACUGUUGAUGAUGUUCAUGCAAAGUAUCGUUGUUUGAUACUUUAUCAUUUAUCAGUUGCUCUAAGGAUGAAAGGAAGUCUGGUUGAUGCCAAGGAAGCAUGCGAUGAAGCUUCCCAGCUAGCUGUUGAGAUGGGUAAUCGAGCGAUCCAUGCAAGAUGUAUGUGCAGUUUAGCAGAUAUUUAUAGAGAAUUGGGAGAGAGUGAAGCCAAAGAGACUAUCACUAAAUCCUGGGCAAGAUACGAAGAUGCUUAUCGUGUAAUGCGCGGAGCAAAUGAUAAAAUGGGCGAAGUAUUAGUGCUCUCGUCAAUGGCAAAAAGUGCAUCUGAAAGUCGAUCUCAUUACACUGGACAAUGUGAAUGUCAAGCUAUUCAAUUGAAUAAAAAGUGUAUUGAAAUUGCAAAUCAGAUAGGGUGCAAGCACGUUGUCUUAAAGUGCCAUCUCCGACUAGCCGAACUAUAUUCUCAACUGAAUGAUGACGAUUCUGAGGAAACUGCUCGAAGAGCUGCGUCUCGGUUAACACAAGAAAUGCAAUUGUUUUGUAACUUCUGCGGUCAAAGAUAUGGAUUGAAGGAUGAGAGUCUUCAAGCUCUUAGGUGUUCGCAUAUUUUCCAUGAAAAAUGCUUACACACGUAUCUCCUACAAAGAACAGAUCAAACCUGCCCGAAAUGUAGAUGCAGAGCUGUUUUAUCGGACAAUAUCUCGAUACGAAGUUCUAUUGCUUCAACAAUUGAUGUUCAGAGUCCUAGCACGUCUUUCGCCCCACCGGGAGGUGUUGCCACUCCACUUGUCUCAGCAGCUGCCGAACUUGGAGAUAUCACACCACAAGCCACAUUAACACGACGUUCACAACAGGACAAGAUUCUUCGUGGCGCCGAGAAAGAUAUUGAUCGAGUUGAUCGAAGUCUUGCUAGGCUAAAAUCACAACAAUCUGCAGCGGCGAAUGCAUGUUCAGCAGUUGCAGUUCCGUCACCUGAAGUACCUUCAACAACGGCUUCUUGUGCUUCCGAACCGAUUCUUACUGCAUCGACGACAUCGCAGUCACACACGCAUUCGAAUGCAAAUCAUAAACCACCACCACCUCCACGGAAACCUUGUUGCUCACAGGCAGCCCUACCUCCAUCAUCAAUAGUAGCUCUUCCUCCAGCAAUGCCACUAGCAGAAGAUGGUCCUCUUGUGAUAACUCACACGCCUACAGUAACAGAUGUUUGAAGCCUCAAUACAAACUGCAAUCAUCCCCUCGAAAUCCCUUGUUUUGUGAUAUCAUUUAUCGUUUUUUUUUAAAUAGGAAUCUUCAAAAUUUUGAAUUUCUAGUCUUCUACAUUGUCACCCACCAGUUUCUUUCCUGCUCAUGUUCACUUUUCAAUCUUUUUUUUCAAUUAAUCUUUUAGAAGUUAUUCUUAUUUUUAUUUUUGAUCUCAAUUCAUAUGUUUCAAAGUUUUAAUUCUUUCCAUAAAAAUUUGUUUCAAUUUUUG
Messenger RNA from Caenorhabditis elegans, 2215 nucleotides. It is a transcript of the gene rpy-1, whose product is annotated as 43 kDa receptor-associated protein of the synapse homolog. The record is from RefSeq and is marked reviewed. The transcript has 13 exons. Lineage: Eukaryota; Metazoa; Nematoda; Chromadorea; Rhabditida; Rhabditidae. Gene Ontology annotation, biological process: chemical synaptic transmission. Gene Ontology annotation, molecular function: protein-membrane adaptor activity; acetylcholine receptor binding. Gene Ontology annotation, cellular component: synapse. The coding region runs from base 105 to 1952 and encodes 615 amino acids.